CUGGGCGUCAUCAUGGACUCCACCCUUUCCUUCCAACAGCACAUCAAAAACACUACUAAAACUGCCUUUUACCAUCUCCAGAACAUCUCCAGACUCCGACAGUGGCUUUCCAAUUCUGUAGCUGAGACCCUCAUCCACUCCUUCAUCACCUCCCGACUUGACUACUGCAACGGUAUCCUUUUUGGUUUGCCUAGCAAGUCUACUGACAGACUUCAGUAUGUCCAGAACUCUGCGGCUAGGAUGCUCACCCACACAAAACUUGGACUUCACAUCACUCCCAUCCUGAAGAAGCUCCACUGGCUGCCUAUUAAGUCUCGGAUCAAAUAUAAAAUUCUCCUACUGACAUACAAAUCUCUCCAUGGACUUGCACCUCAGUACCUAACAGAUCUGCUCCACCCAUACACUCAGUCACGGUCCCUGCGGUCCUCUGACAAGGACCUGCUUGCUGUCCCAAAUUCCAGGCUCCGGACAUUUGGUGACAGAGCCUUCUGUGUCAGUGCACCAUCACUCUGGGACAAGCUUCCUCUUGCUAUUCGCUCUGCCUCCUCUAUUAUAACCUUUAUAACCCAGCUUAAAACAUACCUCUUCACUGAGGCUUAUGGAAUUUAA
Messenger RNA from Etheostoma spectabile (orangethroat darter), 609 nucleotides. RefSeq lists its product as uncharacterized. Lineage: Eukaryota; Metazoa; Chordata; Actinopteri; Perciformes; Percidae. The record is from RefSeq and is a predicted model, not a curated record.